This is a messenger RNA of Olea europaea var. sylvestris, 1742 nucleotides long. Its product is annotated as actin-7-like. The transcript has 5 exons. Lineage: Eukaryota; Viridiplantae; Streptophyta; Magnoliopsida; Lamiales; Oleaceae. Bases 223 to 1356 code for a protein of 377 amino acids. The record is from RefSeq and is a predicted model, not a curated record.
GGUCCCCAAAUAGACACUUUUCAAUCACACCUCAAUUGCUAUAUUGAUUCCAUCAUUUCCUCCUUUGGCGUUCCCACCGAGGCGGCCACACUCACUCAGCGAGGAGAGACAAAGAAUAAAUCAAAUUAAACCGGCCAUUUCUCUCAUCGGAGUUUGGCUUUGAAUUAAUCUCCAAUUUUUGCUCUUUAUAUAAUUUUUUUCUCCAAUUCAAGUUUAAAGAAAAUGGCCGAUGGUGAGGAUAUUCAGCCCCUUGUUUGUGACAACGGAACUGGAAUGGUGAAGGCUGGUUUUGCCGGUGAUGAUGCUCCUAGGGCUGUUUUCCCUAGUAUUGUGGGUCGCCCUCGACACACAGGUGUUAUGGUUGGGAUGGGACAGAAGGAUGCUUACGUGGGCGAUGAAGCUCAAUCUAAGAGAGGUAUCCUGACCUUAAAAUAUCCCAUCGAGCAUGGUAUAGUCAGCAAUUGGGAUGAUAUGGAGAAGAUCUGGCAUCACACUUUCUACAACGAGCUUCGUGUUGCUCCUGAGGAGCAUCCUGUGCUUCUAACUGAGGCACCACUCAACCCUAAGGCCAACAGAGAGAAGAUGACCCAGAUCAUGUUUGAGACCUUCAAUGUUCCUGCCAUGUAUGUUGCUAUCCAGGCUGUUCUUUCUUUAUAUGCCAGUGGUCGUACAACCGGUAUUGUUCUGGAUUCUGGUGAUGGUGUGAGUCACACUGUACCCAUUUAUGAGGGCUAUGCCCUGCCUCAUGCCAUCCUUCGUCUGGAUCUUGCUGGUCGUGACCUCACAGACUACCUCAUGAAGAUCCUCACCGAGAGGGGUUACAUGUUUACCACUUCUGCUGAACGGGAAAUUGUUCGUGACAUGAAGGAGAAGCUUGCUUAUGUGGCUCUUGACUAUGAGCAGGAAAUUGAGACAGCAAAGAGCAGCUCAUCUGUUGAAAAGAACUAUGAACUGCCUGAUGGACAGGUCAUUACAAUUGGGGCUGAGAGAUUCCGUUGCCCAGAAGUCCUCUUCCAACCCUCUUUCAUUGGAAUGGAAUCUUCAGGAAUCCAUGAGACUACCUACAACUCCAUCAUGAAGUGUGAUGUUGAUAUCAGGAAGGAUCUCUAUGGUAACAUUGUUCUCAGUGGUGGUUCGACCAUGUUCCCAGGAAUUGCUGAUCGUAUGAGCAAGGAAAUCACUGCUUUGGCACCCAGCAGCAUGAAGAUCAAGGUCGUUGCCCCACCAGAGAGAAAAUACAGUGUCUGGAUUGGAGGAUCAAUUCUUGCAUCCCUCAGCACAUUCCAGCAGAUGUGGAUUUCAAAGGGUGAAUACGACGAGUCUGGUCCAUCAAUUGUCCACAGAAAAUGCUUCUAAGAUGCUACUCAUUUCGUUGAUGGUGAGUUUUUCUUUUCCUCAUUUGUUUUGUUUUCUUGUUAUGUUUCAAGUGAACACAGUUUGUUGAUGUGGAGAAGUUUUGAGGUGGGGAUUUGAAAGGAAGGGAUGGUGUAAUUCUGAUUUAUCCAUGUCUCAGCCCAUCCAAUUCUCAUUCUUGUUAUUUUACGGAUUAUGAGAAUGUAAUGACCUUUCUGCCUCGAUGCGCCUUAAUUUCUUUGUCACUUUAAUAGGUCAUUUGUAGUUUGAGUGUUUGUAAUAUUUCCUGUUAUUACUGCACCUGUUCCUUUCUCAUGAAUAUCAUAUCCGUUUUAGGGAAACAGUUAUGUUAAUAUUAAUUGUAUGGGAAAUUUUUUAUUUAGUGUUAA